Molecule: messenger RNA, 774 nt
Organism: Rangifer tarandus platyrhynchus (Svalbard reindeer)
Lineage: Eukaryota; Metazoa; Chordata; Mammalia; Artiodactyla; Cervidae
Source: the annotation of a GenBank genome assembly
AUGGGCCCAACAGGCAGACAAAGCCCCUCCUCCCUGCCAGUCCCUGCAGGAGGGCCCUGCCUGCUCCUGCUCUUCUGCCUGAGGCUGGGUGCCUCCUGCCCACAAAACUGCCAGUGCCCUGACCACGCGGGGGCGUUGGCUGUCCACUGCAGCGCGAGGGGCCUGCAGGAGGUCCCCAAGGACAUCCCCACGGACACUGUGCUCCUGAAGCUCGAUGCCAACAAGAUUGCCCGCAUCCCCAAUGGGGCCUUCCAGCACCUGUACCAGCUGAGAGAGCUGGACCUGUCGCAGAACGCCAUCGAGACCAUCGGCCCUGCCGCCUUCUCGGGCCUGGCCGGGGGCCUGCGGCUGCUGGACCUAUCUCACAACCGCCUCCGGAGGAUCCCCAAGGACGCGCUGGGCAAGCUCAGUGCCAAGAUCCGCCUGGCGCACAACCCGCUGCACUGCGAGUGCGCCCUGCAAGAGGCCCUGUGGGAGCUGAAGCUGGACCCCGACUCCGUGGACGAGAUCGCCUGCCACACCUCGGUGCAGGAGGAGUAUGUGGGCAAGCCGCUGAUCCAGGCCCUCGACUCUGGCGUCAGCUUCUGUAGCGUCCACCACAAGACCACCGAUGUGGCCAUGCUGGUCACCAUGUUCGGCUGGUUCGCCAUGGUGAUCACCUACGUUGUGUACUACGUGCGACAGAACCAGGAGGAUGCCAGGAGGCACCUGGAGUACCUCAAGUCCCUGCCCAGCACCCCCGUGUCCAAGGACCCCACCAGCCCUGCGCCCUAG